AGAAAAACUCCUGGUUCAUCUGAGCUCUCGUGACACACUAUUAUAAAGAUGGCGUUUAUUAAAGAGGAGAGUGAAGACAUAAAGAUUGAAGAAGUGUUCAGUGUGAAACAUGAAGAAACUGAAGAACAAACAGUGAUCUUUUAGGUUCAUUACAGAACUGUGGCGGGACAGAUUAAACCAUGGCAGAUCAUCUUUGUAAUUAAAUCAGAAAUAGACAUUUGAUAUAGAGUGCAAUAAAGCAGACCUGAUGCAGCUGAAAGAGGAGAGUCAAGAACUGGAGGAGAAAAAUUAUUAUGAAAAUGAUCAUGGUUUCAAAACUGAAGAAAAAUCUUUUAGUUGCUCAAUGACAAAAAUGGUUCCCUCACAAAAAAGAGUUCUGAAGACAGAAACUAGUAGUGAUUUCACAUGCCAACAGUGUGGAAAAUGUUUCGGUCGAAAACAAUACCUUACAAUCCACAUGAGAAUUCACACUGGAGAGAAGCCUUUCACCUGCCAGCAGUGUGGAAAGAGUUUCACUCAAAAAUCAAGCCUUAAUAUCCACAUGAAAAUUCACACUGGAGAGAGUCCUUACACCUGCCAAGAGUGUGGAAAGAGUUUCACUCAAAAAGGAAACUUUAAUGUCCACAUGAGAAUUCAUACCGGAGAGAAAUCUUUCACCUGCAACCUGUGUGGGAAGAGCUUCUCACUAAAAGGAAAUCUACAGAUUCAUAUGAGAACUCACACUGGAGAGAAGCCGUUCACAUGUGAUCUGUGUGGAAAGAGUUUUCCACACAAAGGACGGAUUAAAGUGCACAUGAGAAUUCACACUGGAGAGAAGCCGUUCACAUGUGAUCAGUGCGGAAGGUGUUUCAGAUGUAAAUUAACUCUUAAAAGCCACAUGAGCACUCACUCAAGAGAGAAGUGUUUUAAAUGUCAUCAAUGUGGAAGGAGCUAUACAUGCAGUAAACGUCUUAAGAAACACGUAAUAACUCACAACGGAGGUACGCCCUUCAUGUGCCUUCACUGUGGAAUGACAUGCUCAAGCAAUGCAAGCCUUGAGGUUCACAUAACAAGUCACACUGAAGAGCCUUUCACAUGUCUUCAGUGUGACAUGAGUUUCACAAAUGAAAGAGACAUGAAACAUCAUUUGAAAACUCAUUCUGGAAAGAAACUUUAAUAUUGCAAAAAAAAUAUUUUGCCAUCACAUUUGCAGAUACUCCCAAGGCCCUGUUUCCACCUGGUAUUAAGAUUUAAUCCGUCACUUUUGUUCACUUCUGUCCUGAUUUCUUCGAGGGGAGUGUCUACCCAUAAAGUAAAUGUAUGGUUUUUAUCAGAUCUUUUGAUCAAAUGGACAAAAUAAGGUUGCGCAAUUUACAUAUGAACAUACUAUGAGCAUCAGCUUUCGUUUCUGACAGAUGCAAGAUCACAUUGAACAUGGUGAGUGUGUGUUAGAAAUCAGGAAUGGUGAGAUUAAAUUGUUUUGUCUCCAAACCAAACUUGGUUCUUUAGCCGACAAAGUUUAAAUCCCAUCUGGCUACCAAGCUUUCCAUAAUAUUUACACAUUAAGUCAGUAGGCAGAGAGUAGGCGGUCCUUUGUGGCUGUUCGAACACAUAUGAGGGUUUCCACUACGAAAGCAAUUUGGUCAAAUGCUUCAAAAGUGGAAGCCCAAAACGGUUUUUACCCCGUUUACACCUGUACAUAGCGUUGUCCACUUGAUCCGAUCGACCAAAAUGCAUCUUAAUACCAGGAAACUGGGCCUAAAAUGAAUGCAGGUGUGAGACCCUGUUUUUGUGUGGAAACUGUUUUAAAUGGCUCUGUAAUUUUAAAUGCCAAUAGGAAAUAUCUGAUAAAAUAAUUUUGAUUUCAUUUAUUUGAUUCAGUUCAAUACCUCACAAUCAAAAUGUUAUAUAAACUUCUGUCUUGGUGUGAAAUGCAACCAUGUAAAUGAUAAAAUAUUAAUAAAAGGACAAACUGAAUAAUAAAAAAAAAGAAUAUUGAAAUGAAUUACUGAUUC
Megalobrama amblycephala (Wuchang bream) is the source of this 1994-nucleotide messenger RNA. RefSeq names its product gastrula zinc finger protein XlCGF8.2DB-like. Lineage: Eukaryota; Metazoa; Chordata; Actinopteri; Cypriniformes; Xenocyprididae. Gene Ontology annotation, molecular function: RNA polymerase II cis-regulatory region sequence-specific DNA binding; DNA-binding transcription factor activity, RNA polymerase II-specific. The record is from RefSeq and is a predicted model, not a curated record. The transcript has 3 exons. Gene Ontology annotation, cellular component: nucleus. Gene Ontology annotation, biological process: regulation of transcription by RNA polymerase II; central nervous system development. The coding region runs from base 248 to 1156 and encodes 302 amino acids.